Molecule: messenger RNA, 1812 nt
Organism: Quercus robur (English oak)
Lineage: Eukaryota; Viridiplantae; Streptophyta; Magnoliopsida; Fagales; Fagaceae
Product: dof zinc finger protein DOF3.1-like
Exons: 2
Coding region: 779-1516 (245 amino acids)
Biological process (GO): regulation of DNA-templated transcription
Molecular function (GO): DNA-binding transcription factor activity; DNA binding
Source: RefSeq, a predicted model, not a curated record
AGUGUGAUCUCUUUUCUAUAUGAAGCCUGGUCGUCACUCUCACGCGGACACACAGAUAGAUAGUUGAUAUCCAUCAAGAUUUUUCAGGCUCCAAAAUGUCUUUUUCCUUCUUCUACUAGAUCUUUCACAAUUGAAUUCCUCAUCUCCCUUUCAUACAUACACCAAAUCCACUAAAGAUUUGAGUUCUCUUUUAGGCUCCUCUGCACAAAUACACAGGCUCUCUCAAAGUCAAAAAAAAAAAAAAAAAAAAGAACUCAAACCUUGUACUUUGGCUCAUGGUUUAUUUACACUUUUCCUCCAAGAACUAACAACUUUACUCCUUUUGCAGCUACAAACUUUUGUGUCUGUUUUUGGCCAUCCAGACUUGUGGUCGUGUGUGUGUGCGUGUGUUUUUUUCUCUCUUCCAUGAAAACCCACAUCUGAGUCUGAAAAAAUAUCCCACCUUUUUGUCAUCUUUCCUAUGCUUUACUUAGCCCUUUUGCCACUUCACAGCUUCAAAGGCCAAAAGCUUAUCCGACCCUCUAAAUAAAAUAAAAAACAAAUUCAGUUCGAGUCUCAAAACCACAAUUCACCAAUUCCACAUAAAGGUCCUAACUUGGGUCUCAAUCAGUCUCUUGUUUUCAUUCUACUGUACUUUCAAAACUAGUCAAAAAUCCAUAUUUCCACUCCCCAACUCAACCAAAUCCUCAACAAACCCAAUACUUGGUCCUCAAAGUUGGUCUCUUUUUUAUACAUUAAAAAAAGUAGUAAAAGGUUGUGAGAGACUCAAAAAGUGAAAAUGCAAGACCCAGCAUCAACAUUCCAACCUAUGAAACCCCAGUUCCCAGAGCAAGAACAGCUCAAGUGCCCAAGGUGUGAGUCCACAAACACCAAGUUCUGCUACUACAACAACUACAACCUUUCACAGCCACGCCAUUUUUGCAAGAACUGUAGGAGGUAUUGGACCAAAGGUGGUGCUCUAAGAAACAUCCCAGUUGGUGGUGGGAGCCGCAAGAACACAAAGAGAGCAUCAUCAAACACAAAACGUUCUUCUUCUUCUACUUCUUCAGCAUCAGCAUCAGCAUCAGCCCCAGCCUCGUCUUCUUCUUCAGUAUCAAAUUCUGUGGUGCAGAAUCCGGGUUCUGAACAUGACCCGACCCGGAUUUUUGGUGAUCAGGACCGUCGGAUGCUGGACAUCACUGGCAGCUUUAGUUCACUUCUGGCAUCAAAUGGGCAGUUUGGAAGCCUUCUGGAGGGCAUGAAUCCAAAUGGGUCGGGUUUGAAAAUGGUUCAAAUGGGUGAAUUUGCAGAGAAUUUGGAUUCGGGUAAUGUGUUGGAUGCGGGUUCGGGUCGAAACCCGGAAAUGGAGAUGCAGAGUAACAAUGGCAAUUCAGAGAGUUUUUUGGGUUUGCAAAAUGGUGAUUCAAGCUGUUGGAAUGGUGCCAAUGGAUGGCCUGAUCUUGCUAUUUACACACCAGAAACUAUGUUGGUGAAGACUGAAGAGAGCAUGAAUAACUCAAAGUUUUGCAUGUCCUAAAUGCUAUAGAGGGUGACAAACCACAAGGCCAAAACACUAGCCAUUCUAAAGGUAAAUGGUUCUUUUUUUUAUUUUGUUGUUUUUGUGUGGGUGACUGUUUGUUUGUAUGUGUUUUAUAUGGUAAUUGGAAAGGAGGAAAAAAGUUGAUAUCCCAUAUGGUAUUAUUAUUUGUUUGGGUGGUCUGGACUCUGGAGAGAUAAGGCAUUAGUAUUUGAUAUUUUAUCAUCAUCAACAACAUCAUAUUAUGCUAAUGCAAGAAGUGUUACCAGAUCUAUGCAUAUUGUAUAGUUUUGUAA